This is a messenger RNA of Rosa chinensis, 1046 nucleotides long. RefSeq lists its product as uncharacterized. Bases 358 to 933 code for a protein of 191 amino acids. The transcript has a single exon. NCBI's taxonomy places the organism in Eukaryota, Viridiplantae, Streptophyta, Magnoliopsida, Rosales, Rosaceae. The record is from RefSeq and is a predicted model, not a curated record.
GACUCCUUCGACCUCCACGCCAUCACACCACACAAGGUUCUCCUCCUCCCUUGAAAUCUUGGCCACAUUUCUUCUUUCACCUACAUUUCCUAGAAAAAACAUCACUCUCCUUCCAUCUUCUUCUGUAACCUUUUCAUGCCUCUAUCUACUCAUGCCUCACCGGCAACCUGCUAGACCACUUACGCCAACCUCCUCAAAUUCAUCUUCCCCCUGUUCCCCACCCACAUUUCCCGGUAAUCCACCGGUCGGCAGUUUCCUAAUUACCCAUAUAUGAUAUAUCCAUCGAGUUCUAAUAGAAGAGAAUAGAAGCCCAAAAAGACUUUUUUCACAAUAACUUCGCAGACUUGAAAUAUACACAUGAAUGGCGGUCUCAGCAAGCUUGGGACUGCACUCACUCUAGUGUUUGCAGUCUUUCUUCUUGUAGGUCUUGUAGGCCAGAUCUUCUACAUCCUCUGGCGCCGGAGGAAGCUCCAUAACCGGAGCCUCCCAUACGAGACCGAUUCAGUUCUCCCAGUGGACUCGGCCUCAUCACACUGUAGCGGGCUUUUCAGUUUCUUCCUGUGCUGGAAAAACCAAUCUCGCAUCGAACCUCAAGAAGCUCGUCACAACGUCCCACCUACAAAUCGAAACGAAUUACAGGAGCUGGAGGACAUCAUCAAGUGGCAGGCACUGUACGGAUCGUCGAGGCUUUUGUUCACUAUAGAGGAGGGAGAGAGAGAGGGCUUGGACUCCGAGACGACGUAUUCUUCAUGUGCAGAGAAAGAGGUAGUGAAGACGACGACAAAGGUGUACUUGGAAGAGUGUUAUGGGGAACCAGAUGUGGCGGUGACUAUUGUGAAUAUAGAGAUGGACGAGGCGUUUACGACGCCGUUGGAGACUCCUUGUGCUUCGCCGCCGUACUAUACGCCGUCGCCUUCUCCUACUCGUGAAUGAGUCUUGGACGUGUAGUAGUGUAAGCUUAGUGUUGAUUGCGUUCACGGGUUUAGCACCCGGGUCGGAUCUUGCCAUUGUAACAUAGAAUGGAAAGAAGGAUUUUUUUUUUUUUU